Molecule: messenger RNA, 2757 nt
Organism: Megalops cyprinoides (Indo-Pacific tarpon)
Lineage: Eukaryota; Metazoa; Chordata; Actinopteri; Elopiformes; Megalopidae
Product: leucine-rich repeat-containing protein 14
Exons: 3
Coding region: 123-1748 (541 amino acids)
Cellular component (GO): cytoplasm
Molecular function (GO): protein binding
Source: RefSeq, a predicted model, not a curated record
GCUAGCUAACGUUAUGUCGAUGUUACUCGACCAUCGUGCUAGCUAGUUGAUCCAACAUCAACCUGAACUCGGUCAGUUAACGAGAACGGUAUACUCUGUCGACAAGUGAGGGUCGUGUAACGAUGGUGCCCUCGUUGGUCCGUCUGUGUGCUAAGGAAGUCGUGAGUGACCACAGCUCCUCUCCGUGCUGGCUCGGCUGCGUACCGAGAGAGCUGUACCAGCCCCUCUUGGAGGCCGCCUUUGCUCACUGCCGCCCGCUGGCCAUCGGCGAGCUGGUACAGCGCUGGCCCGAGCGGACUCUCAGACUCGGGGGCCGGAGGAGGCCGGGGCAGAGCCCUCCUAACCGGCUGUGUGUCCAGGCUCUACUUUUGGCCGUCGUCCGAGGACUGGGGGACAAGAGGUGUGCUCUCCAAGUGUUGGAUCUGUGUGGACUGCAGUGUGAGGAAGGGGGUGCAGUGGACUCCAUGGGGGGCUGGUCACUGACCGUGGCCCUCUGCUCCAUGGUGCUGCAGGCCAAGGGCGCUGCCCAGGGAGGCCCCCGCAGGGAGAGGGAGCGGGAGAGGAAGAGGGUGCUGGAGGCGGAGAGAGAGAAGGACGGCGUGGUGAAAAGAGAGAGGGGCCUGGGGGCAGGAGGAGCCAGGGGGCAGGAGUUGGACAAGGAGCGGGCACUGGGGGUGAGGAGGAGGAUGGAGCGGGAGAGGGUGAGGGGGAGCGGAGGGGGGGACGGGGGGGACCCGGAGGAGGACGGCGUGGUGGUGCGGGUGCGGGCCGACCUGUUUGUGAACGCCCGCUCCUGGGAGCGCGUGCGCACAGCCCUCAGCGCGCCGGGGCCCCUGCGUCUGCACUGCCGCUACCUCCGCGUGGAGGAGAUCCCCGCGCUCAGCAUCGCCGUGCUGCUGGCCCUCCUGCGUCCCGCCGGCCUGCUGGGGAUGGACAUUCGCUACAGCAGCCUGGGCGUGUCCGGCCUGGCCCUGCUGCUCCCCGCCCUCGCCCCGUUCCCCGCGCUCAGCUCCCUCCGGCUGCACUACUGCAACCUGGACAUGCGCUGGGACCAGUCAGGCCAGGAGGAGGCGCUGCGGGAUGUGGCGAAGGGCCUCAGCAAGCUGGAGCGACUGCAGCGUCUCAGCCUCACCGCACUGCGGCUGCCAGGACACCUGCGCAUGCUGCUCAGUGGUCUCUCUCAGCCACUAGAGGUGCUGGAGCUCCCCUAUCUGAGCCUGAGCCCCGCCGACCUCUCCUACCUGUCGUGCAGCCCCCACGCCUCCUCGCUGCGGCGCCUGGACCUGAGCGAGAACAAGCUGGACGAGGCAGCCCUGCCCUCGCUCCGCCGCCUGCUCCACCAGGCCGCGGGCUCCCUCUCCCACCUCUCCCUCAGCGGCUGUGGCCUCUCGGACGGCCUGCUGGGGGCGCUGCUGCCCUCCCUCGGCUGCUGCCGGGCCUUGCGCACCCUGGCGCUCGCCCUGAACCCGCUCUCCCAGGCCGGGGUGCUGUCCCUGGUCAGGGUGGCCGCUGGCAUCCCCUCCCUGCGGCUGCUGCUUUACCCCAACCCACUGGAGGAGUACCAGCCGGGCCUGCCCCCGCUGCCCUCCAGCGCCCAGCUGCUGGACUGGCCCCUGGACGAGGUGCUGGAGAGGAGGGAUGCCAUGGAGCUGGAGAUGGCGAAGGUGCUGGCAGAGAACGGGCGCUCCGACCUGCUCCUGACGUCCGACCUGCUGAGCUACAACGGUGACCUGAUAGAGGAGCAAUAAAGCCGAAAAAAAGGCUGCCACUUGGGCGGAGGUGUGCUUCCCCAAGAAAGUGCCAGAAUCUGGCAUGGCCUUUGUUCGUGCCAGCUUCCUUCUGAUUUAGCGGCAGAGGGACAUUUUUCAAGUCUGAAAAAGUACAAACUUGCACUGUAGGCGCAGCUAAAGCAGAAGGUGGCUACUUGAAGUGCUGUGUGAGAAAUUCCCAGGCAAUCCCUCAGACCCCAAAACAGAGAGAGGGUGGGUGUCUCAGAGUCACCUUUACUUCCAUUGAUUUCAGUUUUCCCCCCUCUGAUUGCAAUAUUGUCACGGCGAGAAGCUACAACAUAAGUGCGUGACAAUCUUGUCUCUCCACCCUAAAGUAAGUCUUCCACUGUAAACAUGCUUUAAAAAAUUGUCAGCAAGCAAUUCAGAGCCAGAGGGCCUUCAACAAGCCCACUUCACACUGCACACAGACGAUGCAAACAGGUUGUGUGUGGGGAGAAAUGUUGCGUCUGGGAGCCAGAUCACAGACUGUCCUCGAACUUGUUUUGACCGAGGUGUCCCCGAAGGACACGGUGGAUGGCGAUUACGCACAUGCUGCAGAAUCUGCACGGCCUGGUGCCAGACGGCAGCUGCCAUUUCCUGUGGGCUAGCUGCUCCAGAGAUGAAGUACCUUACCAAUACGGACGUCAGUUUGGACAGGGUGCUGAAAGCGCUGCCCAAGGUUGUGAGGGUAAAGAGCUUCAGCAGCGGAGGAGGUUAUUAAAAACACCACUGUAGCCAGGUUUUACUUUUUUGUUUUACAUGCUGCCAGUGGGAUCAGUUUUUUAAUAUUUACUUAUUGACAAUCUUGAAUCAGUGCCUCAGGGUUUCCGUGCCAACGUGCCUUUGCUCCCACUGCUGCCGUCCAAUCAGGAUUGUCGUCAGUGGUCACGUGAUGACGGUACGUGAUUACAGCAGCCAAUCACUGUCAAUCCGUGGAUUGCCAACCAGUGGCGAACAUAAAUUAUGGUUUAGCAAUGAGGGUUACACU